UUUCUUUGAUAUAGAAUUGCCCUGAUUUUAAUCUUUUUACAACUAAAUUUAAUGAAGUCCCGUGUGGCUGAUUGAUGAUCCCAAGAUCAAUGGUGAAAAAAACUAUGAACUAUUACAAAUUUAUAAGCUAAAAUAAUACAAAAUUGAAAACAGGGAAAAAAAUAUAAUACUUCUAUUCUUUAACAUUUCAUGAAGAAAACAUUGAAAAUCAAAGUCUAUCAGGUUUCCUGACAAAGCGGCUCCGGGGGUUGCUUUUAAUCUAUUCUGGAUGUUGGAAAAUCUCCACGUGUUCAUUUAUACGAGCAUGGUACUUGCAGUUAUUGCCUUCGUUGUUGUGAUGUGCACCAGAGUUAGAAAAAAGAAGCCCAAAUCCAGUGAUGGAAAAGUGACAACUACAACCCCAGUUUCAUUGCUGGAAGUUAAGGUGACUCUUCCUAUGAGGGUAAUAUUUGGGGAUAUAACAGUAGCCAAGAAAUAUGAUCCACCAGAACUGGCUCAAAUUCCAAAAACUAGGCUUGGUGAAGGUACCUUGGGGACAUUAUUUAAGGUUGUUCUUAAAUGUGGUUCAGUUGUCACAAUCCGAAAGAUUCGAGAAGGGUUGAUCAUGAAUGCAGCUAAUCUCGAGUUGUUGAUUAACUUCUUUGGAGGAAUCCGGGAUGAUUGGCUCUUGCCAAUACAUUUCAGUUUUUGGUAUGGUGGAGAAGCUUUCAUUUUGUACGACUAUUUGAUCUUGGGGAGUUUGGAUGAGCUGUUACAUGGCAGCGAAGGGAUUCAGUUCACUCCAUUAAACUGGGGAAUUAGGAAACAGAUAGCAUUCUGUGCUGCUCAGGCAGUUGCCUCAAUUCAUAGCCGAGUAACUGAUGAUGGGGAAGCACUUGUUUGUGGGGUGAUUAAGUCUUCAAACAUCUUGAUCCGAAUGGAUUUUUCUGCAUGUCUUUCUAGCUACGAAACGCCUUACCUAGUACCCCCAGAAAUGAUAAUCAAAAGAAAUCCUGGCCGUGUAGCGCCUGAACUAAAGAAUCAUCGAAAAAUGUUUACACAGAAGUCUGAUGUUUACAGCUUUGGAAUACUGCUGUUAGAGCUAAUUACUGGGGAGAGACCUUCAUUGACCAACCUGGCAGAGUACAUGCUAGAGAAGAAAAGGAAAGGACUGAAUAGUAUAUGUGAUAAGAAAAUGGGAAAGGUGAAUGAAAACAUGGUCGGAAUGAUUGAAAUUGCCAGGCAUUGUCUGUCACGCAAUCCACAAGAUAGGCCUUCCAUGGAUGAUGUAGGGCAGACAAUCCAAACCUUGUACUAAAUA
This is a messenger RNA of Durio zibethinus, 1300 nucleotides long. Its product is annotated as putative inactive receptor kinase At2g26730. The record is from RefSeq and is a predicted model, not a curated record. Gene Ontology annotation, biological process: protein phosphorylation. Lineage: Eukaryota; Viridiplantae; Streptophyta; Magnoliopsida; Malvales; Malvaceae. Gene Ontology annotation, molecular function: protein kinase activity; ATP binding.